ACUCGCUGGUGCGGAGUCCCGGAAGCUGCGCUCUCCCAGGCUGGGCACGGGCGGCGGAGAAUGGCGGAGAGUCCGGCAGCGGAGGAGGCGGCGGCCGCGGCGGUGCUGGCGGCCGCCACGAGCGGCGGGGUCCCGGCGGGGCCCGGGGGCGGCGGGACGGGCAGCCCCGGCGUCUUCAUCCCGGCCGAGCUGUGGGCGGCGGCCGGGUUCGGGGCGCCCCCCGCGGGGGCCGGAGUCUCCCCCGGGAGCGGCGGGGCCCCCCUCGCCGGGCAGCCAGCGGCCGCCGCCGCCGCCGCCGGGGCCGCGCUGCUCCGUCACAACGCCGUCAGGGGCCCCACGGUGAGCGGCGACUGGGACAGCGAGAGGCCGAGCCCGGCCUGCCUGCUGCGGAUCAAACGGGAUAUCAUGUCCAUUUAUAAGGAACCACCCCCUGGAAUGUUUGUUGUGCCUGAUCCCCAUGAUAUGACUAAGAUUCAUGCAUUGAUCACAGGCCCAUUUGACACGCCUUAUGAAGGGGGUUUCUUCUUGUUCCUGUUUCGCUGUCCUCCAGAUUAUCCCAUCCACCCACCAAGGGUCAAACUGAUGACAACAGGGAAUAACACAGUGAGGUUUAACCCCAACUUCUACCGCAAUGGGAAAGUCUGCCUGAGUAUUCUAGGCACUUGGACUGGUCCUGCUUGGAGCCCAGCACAGAGUAUCUCUUCAGUCCUCAUCUCCAUACAGUCUCUGAUGACUGAGAACCCCUAUCACAACGAACCUGGCUUUGAGCAGGAGAGGCACCCUGGGGAUAGUAAGAACUAUAACGAGUGUAUUCGGCAUGAGACCAUCCGAGUAGCUGUGUGCGACAUGCUGGAAGGAAAGUGUCCCUGUCCUGAUCCUUUACGGGGUGUUAUGGAGAAGUCUUUCAUGGAAUACUUUGACUUCUACGAGGGUGCGUGCAAAGAGAGACUUCACCUCCAAGGACAGACAAUGCAGGAUCCUUUUGGUGAGAAACGAGGCCACUUUGACUAUCAGUCCCUAUUAAUCCGUUUGCAAGGAAUUCGGCUGAAGGUGCAAGAGAAACACCAGCAGGAGAAUGUAGAAAUAGACUCUGACAGCAGCUCCUCGGAGACAGAGACGGACACUCAAGGGAGCUCCAAGGCUUAGAGGUCUCUCUCUAAGUGAGAAACCCAAUCCUGGGGAUGGUUCUGUCUUCGAACUCUAGAAUUACCCCUGACAGACUUGAGAACCAAGCCAAUCCCAGAGUGGCUAGAGCUGGAAGAGGUCUUCUGUCUCCUUUAAUGCUCUGGUGGAUACUGAACAAGAGGACUUCAUGGUAGACAAAGCCAAGCUUGUGACAGGCUACUCAAAAAGGUACUUCCUAUGCUAGAAAGCUGGAGCAUGUGGCAUCAGGUUAUUUUGGAAACACCUAUACUGGGUGGCUUUUUUUUUUUUCUUUAUUGGAUUAAAACAAUGAGAUGUAGAAUGCAAGUCCGUUUUACAGCUUUUCAGUUCUUAAAUAGCCAGUAUGUGCCCUUCCCUCUGGCCAUGCUGAACUCCCAAGGACCAGAGCUGUAGGAGCACUUGGGUGGAGCCCAUAAUACUAAGGGGUCCACUUGCUGCUUGCCCAGGGUUAACUUCUGUCUGGGGAGAGGUGGGGCACAGGUGCUCUGCAUAAGCCCAUCUACCUGCUGAUGUCUCUUCUAGACAGACCAAAGAUAAACAGGGUGGAGUCUAGGCUUCUUUCUGAAAGCUUCAUCCAGUCCCUGGGUGGCUUUUGCUGGCUGGACUUUAGGUGGAAAAGGGGAAGUGGGGGGAGAAAUGGAUGCAAACUAUAAAAGCUUAUAAAUCAAGAGCAGAUGCCUUUACCUUGGAAACAUUGGAGAAAGAGAAUCACCGGUUCUUUUAAAACAACCCCCCACCCCCCCACAAAUCAAGGUUUUUGUUUUUUUAUGAUCUUGAUUGGAGUUGACAUGUUCUACUUUGGCUCUUCUAAAUGGAAGUGCUGUUUCCUUGACCGCUGUUUGCUUUCAGCCCCUGAAGUCAGUGGUUUGUUUUGUUUUUUUCCUUUUUCGGUUAAUAUUUUGAUCCAGGCUAAAUUAAAUGCUAGGAUAAGGGA
This is a messenger RNA of Mauremys reevesii (Reeves's turtle), 2098 nucleotides long. RefSeq names its product ubiquitin conjugating enzyme E2 Z (gene UBE2Z). Gene Ontology annotation, biological process: negative regulation of apoptotic process. Gene Ontology annotation, molecular function: ubiquitin conjugating enzyme activity; cysteine-type endopeptidase inhibitor activity. The record is from RefSeq and is a predicted model, not a curated record. Lineage: Eukaryota; Metazoa; Chordata; Testudines; Geoemydidae. Bases 61 to 1146 code for a protein of 361 amino acids. The transcript is spliced from 7 exons. Gene Ontology annotation, cellular component: nucleus.